Messenger RNA from Lepidothrix coronata (blue-crowned manakin), 4880 nucleotides. It is a transcript of the gene PINX1, whose product is annotated as PIN2/TERF1 interacting, telomerase inhibitor 1. The coding region runs from base 28 to 1095 and encodes 355 amino acids. Gene Ontology annotation, molecular function: telomerase inhibitor activity; nucleic acid binding. NCBI's taxonomy places the organism in Eukaryota, Metazoa, Chordata, Aves, Passeriformes, Pipridae. The transcript has 7 exons. Gene Ontology annotation, biological process: regulation of ribosome biogenesis. The record is from RefSeq and is a predicted model, not a curated record. Gene Ontology annotation, cellular component: nucleolus.
CCCUGUGGGGGGAGGAAGGCCCCCAAGAUGGCGAUGCUGGCGGAGCCCCGGAGAAAGCAGAAGUGGUCCGUGGAUCCACGGAACAGCGCUUGGAGUAAAGAUGACUCUAAAUUCGGCCAGAAGAUGCUGGAAAAGAUGGGCUGGUCCAAAGGAAAGGGUCUUGGGGCUCAGGAACAAGGAAAUCCAGAACACAUCAGGGUGAAGGUGAAAAACAACACGCUGGGAUUAGGAGCAAACAUCAACAACGAGGACAACUGGAUUGCUCAUCAGGAUGACUUCAACCAGCUCCUGGCUGAACUGAAUAGUUGCCAUGGACAGGGUGAAACAGAGCCCUCAGUGAAAAAUCAGAAAAAGACAUUCAGCCUCGAAGAAAAAUCCAAAUCUUCCAAGAAACGUGUCCAUUAUAUGAAGUUUGCCAAAGGUAAGGACCUCUCAUCCUGCAGUGAACAUGAUCUGUCCUGCAUAUUUGGGAGGAGACAGAAGAGUGGGAAGACACAGGAGGAUAUUACUGAUCCUGAGUCUCAGGAAGACAGGGAGAAGAAGGACUGGCCCUCUGACCCUGCAGAUGGUUCCAAUACAGUGAAGAGCGUUCUCACUGUGCAGGAAUAUUUUGCCAAGCGCAUGGCAAAGCUGAAGGGAUCUCAGAAGGAACCAGAAACAAAGGUGGAUAAUUCCAGCCCAACGGCUGAUGAAGCUUUGGAUCCUGUGGAAGAGCUGGAAACCAAAGUGAAGAAGAAAAAGAAGAAGCAGAAGAGAGAUGAGGAGGCAGAAAGGACAGAGCAUUGCGAGAAACAGCCUGAAACUGGUGGUGUGGAUGGGGAGGAACUGGAUACUCCAUUAAAUGAAUGUCACAGAGGGAAAAAGAAGAGGAAACAUAAAGAGCAGCACGAAGGAGAAAACACCAGUUGUGAUGAAAAUAUGGGCUAUGGAGAAAUUUAUGUGGGAAUAGCUGAUGAGGAGGAUCUCGGUGUAAGGGACCAGGAGGAAAAGCAGAAGAAACGCCAUAAGAAGAAACACAAAAGGCAAAAGGAGGAGGUGGAGGAGUGUGUGGAAGGAGCCCCCAGGAAGAAAAAGAAGCACUGCAAGCACAUUUGACCAUUUCAGAGUCAUGCUGGGGCUCUGAGGUGAAUUAGAGGAGGACUCUGUGUAAGCUCAGCAGCAAACACGUCGUGUCCCAGGAUAGAACACGGUGCUCCACCUCCAGCUGGGACCACGGCCUGGGUUCAAGUGUCUCUUCCAAAGGAGAACGUGGUGAUGGGCCAACAUGAGCUUCAGUGCCACAUUAAAAAGGGACCCAGCACAUGGUUCAGACUGUGAAAGGCAGGGAACUACUUUCUGCUGCUUCACACUGACUGUGUUUUUCCCAAUCUAGGAAAAAAUAGCAAAAAAAGGCACCAAACUACUGCCUUUUUUAUUAAAGUUGUUUUCAUUUGUGAGAGCCCAGCUCUGCUUCUGGAAACAGGAGGGGGUUUGCAAAGCUGUUUGUGUUUUUUCACUGAUUUUUGCAAAGUGGUGUCUGAUUUUUUCAUUGAUCUCCUCUUACAACUAAAAUGAAUGUUGUUUCUUCCCAAAAUACUUACCCUGAUUAAAGGUUUACAGCCGAGUUUCAGUACUAGAGGAUGAAAUAAAAAUGCCUCCCUGUGUUUUCAGACCAGUUGUUUAACUGUUGUGAAACAGCUGUAAAUUUGCACCAAAGCUAAAGGAACUGUGUAUUAACCGUAUAUUCUUAUUUAGAUGUGCAUUAACCAUAUCAUUUAUUAACCAUAUCUAAAUCUGUCAUUCUCAGGCAAUAUUCAGGGUCUCUUCAGUGAUGCAUCUGGCAUUCAGGAAGUUGGAUAGACCAAGUUUUUUUCUGAAAUUAAGAGACCAGUAGAUUUUCAAAGCAGUCAGAUGCGUUAGUAUUGCCACUUCCACGUUGAAAACUUGCAGUUUAGAUUUAUAACCAAAUUAGAGCUUGUUCCUAAUUGUGAGCCUGGAAAUAAGUAAUGCUGGAACUUAGCACUGCCAGGAGAGGUUUUGUGUGAGAUCUUGAACGGUCAGCAUGAAUUUUGAUGUGUUAAUAUCUCUCAGUUAAGAGCUGUCAGGAGAGAUGGGUGAGCUUGGAAGUGGUGGAAUGGGAAGAAGGAUUCACCAUCCUGGUGUCCUGCUCUGAUAUUCCUUCGGCCACAGCAAAUGGACAGCACAUCCCUGAAAACCAGCCAGUUGUCCUGGCCUAAUCCAGAAUUCAAAUCCAUUAGCUGCUUGUUUCAUUAAGGCCUGGCUGUGUCUCAUCAGUGUAAAUCUAAAACACCCCAUUGGCUGCUCUGCUGAAUAAAAUGGGUACAUUUUUAUAUUGUCUUAGCUCAGUGGAGUUGCUUAACAGGGUUUGAGAAACAUUGUCAAGAUGCAGAUGUUAAUAUGAAAAAAAUUUCCUUCAGCUGCCUUUAUUGUCCAGUGGAAGGAACUUCAUCUGCAGCACAGACCACAUGGCUUUGGGUGUUUGAGUUGCAGCUGAACUCUUCCUUUUUUUAAGAUCUCUUGGUUUCCAGUGCACCUUUUUUUUUUUUGCCCUCAGGACAUGCUCAUUCAUUGCUGCAAAAUUACUGUAGUUUUACUUAUUGUAUGGGAGAACAAGAUGCCUUUCUUUGUGUUUCAUGUCACAUGCCAGUGGUUUUUAACCCUUAAAGCAUCUCCUUUUCAGGAGAAAUACAAUUAUUGUCCAAUAUAAUCCUGCUUAUUCCUUGCUUCCUUAAAUGAACAACCACUUAAUGCCAUCAGGUUGCAUUGAAGUUGGGAGUAAACUCCAUGACUGAGGUGAAAAAAUAAUCUUUAUGUUACCUCUUUGAAUUUUUGUUUAUUAGUAGAAUGCAAAAGUCUGAAUGUUUUCAAAUUUUUUUAACUCUCAAGCAGCUGAACUUCACAGUUUGAAUUUUUGUUUAUUAGAAUCCAAAAGUCUGAUUGUUUCUAAUUAAUUUCUUUUUUUUUUUAACUCUUAUGCAGCUGAACUUCACAUCCUCUCUGGGAUUUCAAUUGCAAAAGGUGCUAGUCAAGGAAUAAGGUUUCCUUCUCCAAAUCCUGCUGGACUUGUUUGUUUGUUCCCUCUAUUAAUCUUCCAGUUUCUGUGUGCUAAUUCUUAUGGGUGUUUGGCCACAUUCCAGUACCAGUUACAGAAAGAGUAAAACCGGGAAUAAAUCUUUAAAUUUAUGGUGUCACUGCAGUUAAGUGCAGUAUACCCAGGAAUUUAAAUCUGGCUCAGAUGGAAGUAUGAGCUACAAAUGGAAGAUUCUCUCUUUCUACAAGAAAUACAUGGCACUUUAUCCCAGGAAAUGUGGGAUUGUAAUGUGCCUCAAGCUCUGCGUGUGGUUGUAGGGGGGAAAAAAUCCUAAUAAAUAAAUAAAUAAAUAAUCAUAAAUCAUAAAUUGCUUGUAUUUGACACAAGCAAUUCGUUUAAGUGCCCUGCUCUGUGUUAGUGGUCAGCCCUCGCUGUGUUAUUCAAAUGAAAGGCUCUUCUUACAAGAUACUGCCCAGUGAAAUUGGAACAACAGGAACACGUUUCAAAGUAAUAAAUUAUAUUUAAUUUUUUUUGUUUGUAGUGGGUUGUGAGUUCAGUUUUAAGCAAACCCCGGUUUGGCAAGAAGGUCUUUUUUAGAAAGCAUAAGAAAAAGAAUGACAUCACUGCCCAAGUGGUGGAAUUAGCAGAAUGUGAGCACAAAAGGAACGACUUGGUUUCAUUUCCGCGAAAAUCGUACUUUUAAACUAACGGGGCCUUUUGUUACACAUUUCUCCAUUGUCCCUAAUUUAUCCGUUGUACUCCCACAUUGCAGCACAAAAUGAUGUUCCUCCAAGUGGAAUUACCUAGAAACUGAGCAAAACGGGGCUCUGCUUUCACGCCCAAGCGGAGGACGAUGCACACGCAGCACAGAUAUUGAAACGUGUUCGGUUUUGGUAACCCCAGGUCACCAGUGACAGAGAAGAAGAUUUUCCUUUUUGCACUGGCAACAUUCCAACAUGAUGGAUUCUCAUGAGUUAUUCCAUUCUUUGCAGGUUUAGGGGUUGUUCUUUGCUUUGAUCCUCGGAAUUCCCUGUGGGCUCCACGGCCGCUGACGUGGUUUGCAAGUGAAAUGUUAGAGCAGCAGUAGCAAAGGUGCUUGGAAAUCCUGCAAGCACUGAACUAUCCUGGGAAACAGAGGCCAUGGAAAAGUAGUCCUGGUACCAGCAUUAGACCAAAGUCUGCGUGAGCUUUAUGGGCUUUAGGAGUUUUGAUCUUGGUGUGUCUGAGUGUGGAGCUUUCCUUGGAGCCACAGAUGGGAUUCCACACUGGUGCACUCUGUGACAACCCCCAUCUGUGGAACAGGCACCAUUCCUGGAAUUUCCUUCCAAGAUAUUCUAGCUCUAGUGCUUUACACACAGCCAGUGUAAAUCAGAAUCAUGGAAUCCUUAAGGUUGGAAAAGCCCUCUGAGAUCAUCGAGUCCAAGUGUUCCCCCUGCACUGCCAAGGCUACCACUGAGCCAUGUCCUCAGGUGCCCUGUAGUAGAAACCAGGGUGUGAGUUUAAAACAUAAAUGCAAGACACUUUUAAAGAUUUCAGAGCCACUUACCCUUGGGUUUAAGUGAAUUUGAGUCCAUUUGAUGGUAUCCAAGAUGCUGCUGGAAAUUGUGAAUUGAAGGGGCUGGAGCGUGUCCAGGGAAGGGCAUGGAGCUGGGGAUGGGGCACCAGGAGCAGCUGGGAGGCUCAGCCUGGAGAAAAGGAGGCUCAGGGGGGACCUUCUCACUCUGUGCCUCUCUGACAGGAGGGGAGAGUCAGGGGGUGUCAGGCUCUGCUCCCAGGGAACAAGGGACAGGAUGAGAGGAAAUGGCAUCAAGCUGUGCCAGGGGAGGGUCAGGUUGGAUAUUGGGAACAG